Colletotrichum destructivum is the source of this 942-nucleotide messenger RNA. RefSeq lists its product as uncharacterized. The transcript has a single exon. Lineage: Eukaryota; Fungi; Ascomycota; Sordariomycetes; Glomerellales; Glomerellaceae. Bases 1 to 942 code for a protein of 313 amino acids. The record is from RefSeq and is a predicted model, not a curated record.
AUGGUCGACGCAACGCCCACUUCCUCCAUCGAUGUGACGGCCCUCCGUGGCGCACUUCCGGGCUCCACGACCCCGAGCCCUGCUGCCAAGGGUCCCUCGUCUGUCCCGUACGAAAUCUUUCUCCAAAUCAUCGACGCCCUCGCCCAGCAGGUCGAGGAGAAGGUCGAGCCUGUUCUGUUCUGGCUCACCUGCUACCCGGCCGCGACAAACGACAUCUUGGUGAUGGACCAGGUCGACUACGCGGGCCUCGGCAACAAGGCGCCGCAGCGCCAACGGUGGCGUCUCCUCCGCAAUGUCACGCGGAUCGACCACAAGACCCGGGCCAAGAUGCUCGAGACCCGCUUCCGCCCCGUCGGGAUGGCCUUCAUGGAGACCGGCUCCGACUUCUUCCGGAUGGGCUGGAUCUGCCCGGCCCGGGACAUGUUCCUUCCCUUCGUCGGCGACCGCUACAAGGUCCCGAAGCUCAAGGCGACCCUCCUGUGGCCCAGCCGCUCGUCCCGUGCCGUCAUCCAGUCGAUCCAGCGCGUCCGCGUCUUCAAGACGGAGUUCUUUCGCUACAGCUUCGGCAACGACGUGGAAGUCCUCCUUUGCCUUCCCAAUGUCAAGGAAAUCUCGAUCGACAUGGGACAGAUCGUCAUCGUCAGAAACACCCCAAAGGCCAAGCGCCACGACCAUGCGGCGGAGGUGCCCAUCGACCCCAUGCUCUUCCCCGAACUCGUUAUGUGGGAGAUCCAGCACGGCAAGGAGAUGAGGCCCAUCUGGGAAGGGGCCAAGGCCAGAGGCGUUAGGAUCCUGGCCCACAGCGGUAGUGGAGGGGCCAACCUGGACAUUCUCGAGCUGUUCCACACAAACAACGGUAUCCGCAUGAGAUUCCUCGACCCGGUCUGCCACUGUUACGACGAGAACAACCCGGUCCUCCUGGCGCAGGCUGCGAGUCUCUAG